AUGGAGGACGGAAUCAGUUGCGAUGACCCACAAUUCCUAGACAUGUUCGAGACCUGUCUCCGCGUGAAACUCGAAAAUGCCAGGAAGGAAUUAUCGUGUGUCGAGAGCGAAAAAAAAGAUUUUAAAGCGAGGGUGAAGGAGCAAUUGAACGCGAGGAAGGAGCUGAAGAAGGCGAUGCAGAAUACACAGGAGAACAUCGUGGUUCUAACCGACGCUUUGAACAAGCAAAACAAGUACGUUGGAGAAUUAUCGAACGCUAUCGAGCUAACGAAGGCCAACUUGGACGGCGACUACAAGGACAUGACCUUGGAAUUUCAACAACACCAGGAUAUUCUCAAGGACUACGAGAAAACGUGGCAGGAGUACCACGCCAAGUACGAAGAGUUUCCAUUGGCGAAAGCCAGGAUGGAAAUGAAGGUGAAAGUGGAGAAGCUCCGAGUGCAAAAAAUGGUCACGGAGUACAAAAUCAACGAGACGAAGAAAAGAGUCGGGCAACGCGAACGGAUCGCGUGGAUGAGAACGCGCGGGAAGAUCGUCGAUUUCGCACGCGAAAUGGUCAACGACAAGGAACUCGACGAGAGGUUGGAAAGCUUGAAUAAGAGGAUCGAGAAUCGCAAGGAGGAGCUGAACGCUCUGAAUAACGAGGUGGCCGCGCGCAAAAAGAUGCAAGAAGAGGAGAAGAAGGUUCGCGCUAGGAAACUGCUGGAGAUGCCGCCGCCAAAGGUCCAUUGCUCCAAAAUGCGAACCAUGUACGAGAGCGCGAUUAAGACCAAUUUCACGGAAGGGCUGAAAUCGAAUUUCGAAAAUUCUUUUGAUUCCAUGUCGGUGGACACGAUGAUGCUCGAGCAGAUGUGCCUGGGCGACGACAACUCGAACCAGUUCAAGAACAAGAGUACUCCAGAGGACUCGACAGAGCCCAGAAGUCCCGUUGUCAGCCUGGGCCAGGGCGACAUGGAGCGCGAGGACGCUGCCAGCGAGACGGACGAGAACAUGGACGGGGAGGGGGUUGAUACGGCGGUUGACGAGGGCCAGGAUCAUCCUUUGAACGACGAGGAUCGACAGGAGAACCCGAAGGAACCUGCCUCGGCGUCGGUCAGAGAUAAGCGCGCGGUAGCGGAGAGCCACACGGAAAAAGAGGACGUUUCCACGCCGAAAAAGAUGAGACUGAUCUCUGACGAGGAUAAGACUUUCGCGUUGCCGGCGUGCACGCUCAAAGGCGCGCAACAGAAAAUGACGAAGAGUCGCGACGCGUCCGUUGGUCCGCGGAUCGCCAAGAUCCAGACGGUGCGUUACAAGAUUGGAUCGGUGGCGAAGGCGGCUCAAGGGAAUCCAAAUUCUCCCAGUGCGUUCAAAUACGGCCGCAGCGCUAGCUUCCGCGGGGAUAACAACCUUAUCGAUACAAAAGACGAUCACUUGGCUGAGUCAGGCGCCGAUCAAGCGACAUCCGUGGCGGGAGUAAGUCGUUACAACGUGACUCCGAAGACGAAGACAGCUCAGGAUAAUCGUAGUUUCUCUGGUACAUCGAAUUAUGGUUACUCCGACAAGGGCAGCUUUUGGGGGGAUAAGAACCUAGCCGAUCCGAAAGGUUUGGCUGAUCUAUCACCGACUUCGACCAUCACGAAGCUCGGGAUGGACCGUUACAUGUCGCCAAUGACGAAGAUGGACAAACCUAAUGUUUCGCGUGGCCACUGGGUUCCAUCUCCCUGUCUCAGCAUCGCGAAGACCGAGGCGGGUGACUACAACGCAUCGCCGUCAGCGAGGAAGUCGAGCGACGUCCCUAAUAUAUCCGGUUUGUUCAUCCCGAGACCGUACGACUACUCCGAUAACAGCAAUCUCAGCUUUCAGUCCAACAACAUGGCGAAUAUGAAAGCCGAUCAAAUGUCGUACGACGGAUCCAUGCGCGACUUGUACGAGUGUUCCAUCUCCGCGUCGAUGAAGAACCCGGAGAUGAAUCCACGCGCGAGCAGUACGGCGAACUUGCCGACAGCCAGGGCCGGCGAAAAUUUCCCGCUUACGGGAUUCAACUUCAGCGGGAUCGCGAAGGCCAACGAGGGACGCAAGAAUCUUUUCUGAAGACCGUCUACUUUUUUUAUCUUCCAUUCACUUACUUGAUAUAAUAUCUUUGUU
This is a messenger RNA of Hylaeus anthracinus, 2127 nucleotides long. RefSeq lists its product as uncharacterized. The transcript is spliced from 9 exons. Bases 1 to 2073 code for a protein of 690 amino acids. The record is from RefSeq and is a predicted model, not a curated record. Lineage: Eukaryota; Metazoa; Arthropoda; Insecta; Hymenoptera; Colletidae.